UGUUAUGACGUCAUGGGUGGUAUAUAAACCAGGAGCACGGAAGAUUUUUGUCAAACCGUUGAGGAAUCGCGAGGGCAGCGUUUAUAGUUCCUUGUGAUCUCGGCAGAGGUUCGCGUGUAAGACUUCCCUUACAGUAACAACAUGCGUGAGUGCAUCUCCAUCCAUGUAGGCCAGGCUGGUGCCCAGAUGGGCAAUGCCUGUUGGGAGCUGUACUGUUUGGAGCAUGGCAUACAGCCUGAUGGCCAGAUGCCCUCAGACAAAACCAUUGGUGGUGGUGAUGACUCUUUCAACACUUUCUUCUGUGAAACUGGUGCUGGCAAGCAUGUUCCCAGGGCAGUGUUUGUCGAUCUUGAACCUACUGUUAUAGAUGAAAUCAGAACUGGUGUGUACCGUCAGCUGUUCCAUCCUGAGCAGUUGAUCACUGGCAAGGAAGAUGCGGCAAACAAUUAUGCACGUGGUCAUUAUACAAUUGGAAAGGAAAUUGUUGACAUUGUACUUGACCGCAUCCGCAAACUGGCAGACAACUGCACUGGUCUUCAGGGAUUCCUAAUUUUCCAUUCCUUUGGCGGUGGCACUGGCUCAGGAUUUACUUCUUUAUUGAUGGAAAGGCUUUCUGUUGACUAUGGAAAGAAGAGCAAGCUAGAAUUUGCAAUUUACCCAGCUCCCCAGGUAGCUACUGCAGUUGUUGAGCCCUAUAACUCUAUUCUGACCACUCACACAACUCUUGAACAUUCGGACUGUGCCUUCAUGGUUGACAAUGAAGCCAUCUACGACAUCUGCCGCAGAAACUUGGAUAUUGAACGACCCACCUACACCAAUCUGAACAGGCUGAUUGGCCAAAUUGUUUCCUCUAUCACAGCUUCUCUUAGAUUUGAUGGUGCCCUUAAUGUGGACCUAACAGAGUUCCAGACUAACUUGGUGCCUUACCCAAGAAUUCAUUUCCCUCUCGUUACAUAUGCCCCUGUAAUCUCUGCAGAGAAGGCUUACCAUGAGCAGCUUUCUGUAUCAGAGAUCACAAAUGCCUGCUUUGAACCUGCCAACCAGAUGGUAAAGUGUGACCCCCGACAUGGUAAGUACAUGGCAUGCUGUCUUCUCUACCGUGGUGAUGUGGUGCCUAAAGAUGUAAAUGCUGCUAUUGCUACAAUCAAGACAAAAAGAAGCAUUCAAUUUGUGGACUGGUGUCCUACAGGCUUUAAGGUUGGCAUUAACUACCAACCACCUACUGCUGUCCCUGGUGGAGAUUUGGCUAAGGUAUCCAGAGCUGUGUGUAUGCUGUCGAACACUACUGCCAUUGCUGAAGCUUGGGCUCGUUUGGACCACAAGUUUGAUCUGAUGUAUGCCAAGCGUGCAUUUGUGCACUGGUAUGUUGGUGAGGGAAUGGAGGAAGGAGAGUUCACAGAAGCUCGUGAAGAUCUUGCUGCACUUGAGAAAGAUUAUGAAGAGGUUGGUGUUGACUCUGCUGAUGCAGAGGGUGAAGAAGAAGGGGAAGAAUAUUAAAUGAUUUGCAUGAAUAUCCCCCAGCAUUCCAUAUUCAGAAAGAUGUAAUAAAAACAAAUCGAUAAAUUAA
Messenger RNA from Homarus americanus (American lobster), 1567 nucleotides. Its product is annotated as tubulin alpha-3 chain. Bases 142 to 1497 code for a protein of 451 amino acids. The record is from RefSeq and is a predicted model, not a curated record. The transcript is spliced from 3 exons. Gene Ontology annotation, cellular component: cytoplasm; microtubule. Gene Ontology annotation, biological process: microtubule cytoskeleton organization; mitotic cell cycle. Lineage: Eukaryota; Metazoa; Arthropoda; Malacostraca; Decapoda; Nephropidae. Gene Ontology annotation, molecular function: GTP binding; structural constituent of cytoskeleton.